Messenger RNA from Mytilus trossulus (common blue mussel), 5051 nucleotides. Its product is annotated as calcyphosin-2-like. NCBI's taxonomy places the organism in Eukaryota, Metazoa, Mollusca, Bivalvia, Mytilida, Mytilidae. The coding region runs from base 99 to 1871 and encodes 590 amino acids. Gene Ontology annotation, molecular function: calcium ion binding. The record is from RefSeq and is a predicted model, not a curated record. The transcript is spliced from 17 exons.
UGUCUUCCAUCUUAUAGACCGACCAAAUAUUUUUGUGUACAUUGGUGCACUUCCGUUUUAAAUUUUUGUUGAAGAACGACAAGGAAAAAGAUGCUAAAAUGAGUUUUAUGAUUCAAGAUUCACCAACUUCAAGGUAUAACCAACAAAAUCGUCCAGGCAGUGCCAGUAGACGUCCUGGGAGCUCAAUUAAUCCUAUAACAGGAGAAGAAACACCUGCAUACAGACCACCAUCUACUAGACCACAAUCAAGACCACCAACAAGACCAUUCAGUCUACGACCAGAGGGCGUUCCAGAACUUGAUCUGCAUUGCUUUAAAGCUGAGCCAAAGACAGUACUUCCAGAGCAGUAUGAUUAUGUAUUAGAUUCUGGUAGAUCAGGAGUAUCCACAAUUAGUUGGGGAACAGAUACUGAAAGGAGCUAUAGAGAUUACCAGGAAAAUGAUACAGGACGAGGUAACCAAGGUAAACAAGGCAACCAUGGUUACCAAGGCUACCAUGGUAACCAAGCAUCUGCUAGAUCAGCAAGAAAUAAUAUUGAUGAAGACUUCAAGCACCUAAAAUUGAAAACAGAAGAGGAUGUUAAACCAGCAAAGAAAAAGACUUAUGGAGAGAUAAGGAAAGAGGUUGAGGAAGAGGAGGACUACUUAGAUCAGAACUGGUCUAAAAGGAAACCAGCCUCAAAAGCAGAAAUGCUGAAAAAGAUGGAUGCUGAGGAGCUCUUGGAACAUAAUAAGCAACAGAAACUUAUUGAAACAGUUAUGAUUGAUCAACUAUCAAGACCUGUUAUAAGUGAUCCAGACCAAGAUAGCAGAUUAAGUGUACCAGUGUCAGAGAGGCCUCAUAGAGGGAGUCAAAGAAUGUUACAUUCAACAAAAAUGAGAACCAAGAAUACAACAACAGAAAAUAUGUUAUCAAAGAGAGUAAGAUUUGGAGCUAGAAUUUUAUCAAGAAAUGGACAUGAUGCUUUGAGAGAACUUACUGGAUUUUUCUUUCAUUUUGACAAUACACUUACCAUUUAUGAAUUCAGGCAGUUUGGUAAAAGUGCGAAAGCUUUGCCAUUUGUCACAAGAGGAAGAUACGGUCACAUACAGGGACCUAGAGAAGAUGAUCCAUAUAAUUUAACAGAUAUAUUUUCUGGGAAUGAAAUUAUAAUUGAAACAAGAGGACAACAUUCUCUGCCAGAUACAGUAAAGAAAAGAGACAGGGUUUAUUUCAAAAUAACAGAUGUUGAUGAGGAAGAAAAACAAAUUCUUUUACAAGAAGAGACAUACAGAUCUCAAAAUAAACAAGAAAUGAUAAAUAGAAGAAUUUUAGAUGGCGUUCAAGAGGAAGUGAGAGAAAGAUUGAAGAAGAGAGGAAUAAAAACCGUGACUGGUUUAGGGAGAUACUACAGAAAACUGGAUAAAACUGGUUCUGGAGUACUGUACAAGUUUGAAUUGGAGAAAGGGAUGUUUACAUUCCAUAUAGAGCUUCCUCCUCAGGAUUUAGACCAAACUUUUGAUGUGCUAGACCCUGACGAGACAGGAGAAUUAGAUUAUAGUAUCUACAUGAGAGGUGUUAUAGGCCAAAUGGUUGAAUCUCGUAAAAAUCUAGUCAGAAAGGCUUUUAGAAAAAUAGAUUCACAGAAAAGAGGAGUAAUAACUGUUAGUGAGAUCAAGAAAUAUUUCAAUGCUAGUUUUCAGCCUCCUUAUAAACAAGGUGCUACCCCUGGUGUUAGUAGUUUGAAGGCUUUUUUGGAAGCAAUAACAUCCUCUCCAAACCAGGAAGAAAUAACCUAUGUAGAAUUUGAAGAAUAUUAUGAAGGACUUAGUAUCAGUGUAGAUGACAAUAAUGAAUUUGCUAAUAUACUACACAAUACAUGGAAUAUAUGAUUACAGUUAGUUUAACAUUUUGAAAUGAGCCAUCAACAUUAUAUGAAUACUUUUUGUUUUUUGGGUUUUAUUUUAAUUAUUAAUAUUUCAUGAAAGGAAGUUGAAAUAUAACCAAGAUUAUUUACAUUUGUAGAUGAGUUAUAUGUAAACAAAAUUCUUUUUCUUUUCAUUUGUAAUUAUAACAAAUAAAUUUACAAAAGAUAGAAUUUUUAAUCAAAUAAAAAUCAAGAAUCUCACUUUAUUAAUCCCAGAUAAAAUAAGAUGAAUUGUAUUCAGAGAUAUUCCAUUAAAAUAUAUAUGGGAGGGUAGGAAGGGAAUUUCAAAUUAUCCCUUAUAUCAAAAAAAUAUCUUUGAGAUAAUUUUGAAUAAUGGUAAUAGACACUAACUGAAUAAGACCCCUGACCCACAUUCACUAAUUAAACUUUCCUUCCUAACCUCCCACAUACAUUUUAAUGGAAUAGUCUUUAUUGCCUAUCUCUUCAGGUGUAACAUUUUGGUUUUUGAGCAUAAUCUUUCGAACAUAAAUUUUAUUUUAUCUGAAAAUUUGUUGUUAACCAUUUCCCAUGGGGGAAUGAGAAACCACAGUUGGUUUCAAAUGAUAUUUUUUUUAAUAUUAUAUAUCCGUCCUGUUCCAGGUUUUUAUUGAUAAUGCCUCUUUAAGGAGGGAAUAUCUCUGUAGAUUUGAGGUCACUAUGUCAUAGGUAAUUACAGUCAUUUUGAAGCUAUUAAUAGACUGGAAACAUAUCAUACAAUCUUAACUUGGCCCAAACUUAUAUCUUUAUCGCCCCCUGUAUGAUAUUUUGCUUCUGAGUGUAACACCUUUUGGCAGGGUGUCAUAUAUAUUUAUGUAUUUUCUAAUUAUCAGUCACCUUCAUUGUAAACGUUAAAAUCAAAUUUCUAUGAAUGGUUGCAAAUGAUAUUUAAGUCAUGCUUUCAAAACAAAUACACUUUUAUAUUGCAAUUCAUUUUAGAGAAAUGAAUAAAAAUGAGAAACAUUGUCAGCAAUAUUUUGAGAAAAAAAAUGAUUGUCGUUCAUUAAUUUCAUUGACACAAUGGUGAUUUUUCUUUUUUUGACAAAAUAUUUUUUCUACAUAGCUAUUUAUUGCACAAGCUUUUUGACAUAUUUUACAUUCCAUUAUAAUUAUUAUGCUAUUAGUAAAAUAAAUAUCAAAUUAUUAGCACUGUGAUAAAAUGUUGAACAUUGAUAUUUAUUUAUUGUCAUUCUUUUAGUCAAUAUUACUGUGUAUUUAAGUAUUUCUCAAGGUUUGAGAAUUUAAAUACACAGGAAUCGGUGUUUAUUCUUAUGAAAAAUUCUAUACAAAAUUAUAUGCAAGUAUCUUGAAUUAUUUUGUAAAGAUACAAAAUAACUGUGUAUGUUUUAUAAUAGCUAUAUUCUUUAAUUCUAUAAUUUCUGGAUUUUUUUACCAAAUGGCAGCAAAUAUGUAUAAUGUAAAAUGAGUUGAACUCCACUGAUUUAUAACUUUUCCAUAUAUGAUAUAUUUAAAUUCAGAAAUUAUUGUGAGGUUAAUUAUAAAGGUGAAUAAUGCAACUUCUUGGGUAUCCCAAUAACAAGAACUCACAUUCCUAUAUAUCAAAUACAAACAUUAGACCGUUGGUUUUCCCGUUUGAAUAGUUUUACACGAGUAAUUUUGGGACCAAUUAUAGCUUGUUGUUCAGUGUGAGCCAAGGCUCUGUGUUGAAGGCCGUACAUUGACCAUUGUUUAAACUUUUUUAAAUUGUUAUUUGGAUGGAGAGUUGUCUCAUUGGCACUCACACCACAUCUUCCUAUAUCUAUGUGUAUGUAGCUUUUCUAAAAUUCCCAAUAAUUAAACUUGUUUGUUCAUUUUUCAAAAAUCGAAAUAUUUAAUACAUGCAGUAAUUUUGAAUUAACAGUAGUAGACAAAGUUCACAAAUGUGUUAAACAAAAAUAACAGUAUUUUUUGUUGUGUUUAUUUAUUCAAUUUCCAUUUUACAUAUUUAGAUAUAUAUAUCUUUAUUCUCGUAAACCAAAGUACAAUGGUACAGAGACAUAUACAAAUAAAUUAACACCGUAUAAAUUUCAAAUACAGAUGCGUGUUGAUUUCCUCACCAUGAAUUUUCCGGUUUCCAAUUCAUAGAAAUGCUCAUACUUACAGCACACGCCUAAUAUGGGUGAACUCAUUUUCUUGCAUAUGAAUUGAGACAAAAUGUCAAUAUUGAAAUUAGUUUUGCUUAUGUUAACUCAUGUCGUUGUGAAUAAAGAAGUUUGUAAGUUAUAUAGAUUGAAUUGACCAAUUACAAGACAAGAUGUAAACACAUAUAUACAGUUGAUGCUGUAAAAAGAAAUCCAUUUUUAAACUACAGUCUGUUUAGGACUAGAUUUGUAUACAUUUAAUUGUGAUGAAGUAAUAUAUAUAUAUACCUCUUGUGAUUUUCUAUUGAUGUAGUUAAUGUUUUAUGCUCCUUAUUUUCUGUUUUGUUUGUUUUACAUUCCGUCCAAUGUGGACCAUUGAUUAAAAAAUGUAAAUGUUAAUAACAGGAUGUUAACACACAAGCCAUCAUUAGUAAAACCCUGCAUAUGUAUGUUUUUGUGCAACUGGUAAAAUCUUUUAGAGUAUCUAACUAUUGAAAUGAAAAAGAAAUCAGAUGUUAACUUCUUUUUUUAUUCGAAUAUAAAAUGCAUUUUCGGGGUUUUAAUCUGUAAAUAUGAGAAAAGUGGGUAUAUAAGUUUGUGAUCUCUAUAUCCAGCAUUUAUUAUGUAAAAGAAUUAAAUCAAUAAUUAAAAGGUAAGAAAAAAAUGGGUAAUGAGAAAUGUCUUUAAUUUCUUUCUUCAAAAUCAAAAGAACAGUUAAGUUUACAAUACGGUAAACCAACUAAUUUUUGCGAGCAAUUUGCAAGUUUCACAAGUGGAAAAAUAACACUUGAAUUAUAAAUCGUAGCAAAUAUGUAAAACUUGGAUUUUCCCUAUUUUAUUACAUCAAGUAAAUUUCAGAAUUGCAAAAUCAGAUCUCCUGAAAAUCGACUAGAAAGGGCUUAACUUUGAAUAAAGUAUCCGCGAAAAUAAGUUGGUAAACGGUUAACACUAUACAGUAAAAUGAAAUUAGAUGUAGCAGAAUGUUGUUAGCUAUUGUUCUAGAAUCUGACUUUUCAUGUUUUAUAUAUUUAUUUUACAUGUGUUACAAAUUAAAUAUAACUAAUUUA